GAGUCUAGGCUCCAUCGACAGGAAGGGGCCGCGUCAGAGAAGGACCGAGUCUGGGAUUGUGAAGUUGACUCAGCGACUCUCUCUGAAGGACAAACACAGCAAGGAGGACAGGAGCCUGCCGUCCAGACCUCCAGCCUACAGGAGGCGCUCUCUCAGCGUGGACUGGGCCGAAUCCAAAAUGACUCAACAGAUUCCAGACCCACAUCCUCUGAUUCCACGCAAAUGCCCCAGCACGUCAUGUUCGUCUCCUCCGAGUGCCGCACGACGCCUCUACAGAAACCUGUCUGGAAAGUUUCGCACGACGAACCUGCUUCUGGAAGAUACGGCACUCCCGGGCCAGUUGGACAAGGACCAUCCGCGUAAAACCACCAUGUUCCAGGGCAACGAGGCUCUGUUUGAAGCCGUGGAGCAUCAGGAGCUGGAUGUGGUGGAGUCUCUGUUGAGCGCCUUCAGUCUGGAGGAGCUGGACUUAAACACACCCAACAGUGAAGGCCUGCUGCCACUCGACAUCGCCAUCAUGACCAACAACGUCCCCAUGGCCAAGCUUCUGCUGAGAGCCGGGGCCAAGGAGAGUCCCCACUUUCUGAGUCUUGAAGGCAGAGCUGCUCACCUGGCCUCCCUGGUGCAAGAGGCGGAGCAUCGCAUAGCGGAGCUGGUUGCCCAGGUAACGGGGGAGGAGCCUGGGGAGAGGGAGGAGUCAAACAGAGAGAGACAGCUGAAAACAUGGGAAUGGAAGCUCCGCCUCUACAAGCGCAUGCAGACGGGAUUCACACACGCCAGUCCUCCUGAACCUCCCAGCAACGUUCAUCUGUCUGUCAGCAGUAUCAACAGUCUCAGAGUUUACUUCCAAGAGCCUCUUUGUCACAACUCUGCUGUUAUUACCAAAUACCGCGUGAGCUGGAGCAGCGUUCCUUCAUUUACCCCAUUGCUCGGUGAGACGGUAAUCGAAGACGUGACUCAACUCCAGUAUGACAUCACUGGACUUUUAGCGGGCAUGUGCUGUUAUGUCCAGUUAUCAGCUUAUAACAUGAAGGGGUGGAGUUCACCUCAGAUAUCUGAACCUGCUUGUGCUACACCCUCAAGUUGGAGGGAGGUGGACGGGUUUCCCCCCCGCCAGCAGGGUCUGAAAGAGGCGUUAGAGCAGCUCCUGGGGCAAAUUAAAGGGGCACACCGUCACUGCACAUGCCACGAACAAUGCAAACCCCCGUUGAACACCAGGAAACACUCUGUGUCUAAAAGUCUGAGGCAUCUCUUCCAGCCCACCAGCAAAUUUGUCAAAAAUCUGAAAAGAGGUCUUUAUCUGGCCUGUAUAUUUUAUAAAGAUGAAAAUGUCCUGGUGACUUCAGAGGAUCAGCUGCCUGUCGUUGAGGUGGACGACUCGUACAGCUGUCACGCACAGGAUCUACUUUGGUUCACAAAGGUGUCACAUCUCUGGGAGGAGCUCACCUGGAUGCAGCAGUGCAUCAGUCCCGCUCACGCCUCCAGUUCCUGUACGCUCCAGACGCGCCUCAAAAUGAUUCAGGCUGCUGCACAACUACAGGCUCUCCUUGGCACAGUGGAUCUGGGACAGGUGUAUUUUGAGCCCAUCAAGGACAAGCACGGUAACGUGGUUUUGGUGCUGAUGAAGGACGUGAGCGCAUGUGCGUCGCUGGAAGGCUUACGCUGGAUUCCCGUCAGUAAAUUCCAGCUGCAGCGCAGGUCGUCGUCUUCUUCAUCAGACGAGCCCAGCGCACUGGAAACACUCCUCACAACGCUGCACGAGAAACUGGCCUAUCACCGGCGCAGCAAGAAGUGUCUGUCUCCGGGCCUGUAUCUGGGUUACCUGAAGCUGUACACCUCAGUGGACCAGAUCAGGGUGCUCGUUUCACACAAACACCCAAACGUGCUGUGCCACGUCAAAGUACGGGACAACGGCCAUGUCUCCAGGGAAGAAUGGCAGUGGCUUCAAUCACUGAGUUCGCUCGAGGACAGUGCGCAGGUGUGUGGCGACGCUCAGAGCGCGCCGCAUCGCCUCCUACUGGACUUAAGAACCGCUGCUAAAGAUUUACUCGGCUACAUCAACAUUCCCAAUCACCAGGCACAGGAUUUCCGUGUGUAUGUGAAGGAGGUGGUUGAGUUGGGGGAGGGCGUGUCUUUCCUGUUGCUCCUCCCACCGUGUGAGGAGGUGUGUUCACCGCCCGGACAGAACCAUCUCUGCUCGCUGCGCUCUGGGUUCUUCACCCUCCCGCUGCAGAUCUUCGAGUUAGUUCAUUUCGAGGCCUACUGCCCUAGUUUCAUCGGCUUGUAUUGCCGUGUGUCGGCUCUGCUGGGUCUGGAGUCCCUGAUGUCCCAGCAGACUUUGCGGGAGGCGUUCUCUGAGUCCGAGCUGUUCGCUGCCAAGCAGAAACAUCAGCAGGUUGAGGAGUAUUUGCAGCAUAUGGAGGACCUGUGGCGUGAUGCCCGGUGGAUGGUGAUCCUCCAGUCCGCCCGAUAUAAGCAUCAGAGCUCCGGAGUGAGUCUGAGCUGGAUUAUUGACUUCUCCAAAGAGAGCAUCCCAGAGAAACCAGCUUCCACUUCCUCUCAGGUGGACUACCUGCCCUCACCGACCCCUUCACCAGAGACCACACGCAAACACAACGAUUCCCAUGGUCUGUCUGAUGAGGACAACUCUUCCGAGGUGUUCCUCACUACCGACAGCGAGUACAGCUCCAGCGUGACCCAGAGCACCCGAGAACUGGACCUGCUUCCACCGUCUCCCACCAGCUUCAGGUCUGUAGCGUCUCACCCUUCUUCCUCCUCGCAGUCAUCGCCUCGCUCCACUCAGCCGGACGUGCUGCAGACCGGAGGAGGAAUGAGCCGACGGGAACUCGUGAAUGCGUUCGACAGCGACUUCAUCCUCCCGAGCCGCCAGAUCGAGCUGCUGCGGGUCACGGAGAAGAGAACGGCGCUGUGUGUCCGCACCAGCAGUCUGGAAUACCCGCCAACCACACCCACCAGCUCCUCCAAUCACAAGGGCUGGACUCGACCUUCCUCCUUCGAUCUCUGCUUCUCCGCCCCUGAACCCCGCCCUGCGCCUGUGCGCACCCUAUCAGAGGACAGUGGCGUCCAGCGACUCUCCGCCCCCUCCAGCGGUUCCCCUCACAGGCCAGGUCACACCACAUUGAGAGUUUACCCACAAUACCGGACCGGAUUACCCAAGGAAACCAGUGUCAAAUUACGUGUGACCCCAGAGACGUCGGCGAAAGAGAUGGUCGGUCUGGUGGUCCAGGAGAUCAACGCCGUGUGCCAUCACCUGCAGAAAGCAGCGCAGCAGUGCACGUGUGCGGUGGAGCAGUGCAGCUACCCGUCCUGCGAGUCUGAGGUGUGUGUGUACGGCAGCGAGCAGCUGGAGCACUUUGGGCUGGUUCUGCUGGUGGAGGGGAGAGAGAAAUGGCUUCAGGACGACUUUUGCCCACUCACGCUCCAAAACCCAUGGACACGCGGGAAACUCUGCGUCCGUUUCAAAGAGUAUUCGCCGCUCGCACUGCAGUACAGCCGAGCCACGACCGUUUGAUCCCUCCAACAUGUAAAUACACACACUCACACACUGACUUAAGUGCACAGACUACUGAAUACUUGCUUCGUACGUCGUGAGUGGGUUCAUGGGUUCACCAGGACUGAUCUGCUCACCUUUCCUCAUCGGGUGACAUGAGGAGCUCCAUGUCACCUGCACUACAAUAAGAGCAUGCUAACCUUAUGGGGAAAUACACGUCAAGUGCUUAUCAAUCACCAGUAAGAGUUAAAGUCAAUAUGAAGUCAUGUAUGAAUGUU
Messenger RNA from Pimephales promelas (fathead minnow), 3789 nucleotides. NCBI's taxonomy places the organism in Eukaryota, Metazoa, Chordata, Actinopteri, Cypriniformes, Leuciscidae. The record is from RefSeq and is a predicted model, not a curated record.